UUGUUACAGUGGUGAAACACAUUAUCAAGUUAUAUCAAUUGAAAUGAGGAAUUUAAUUAAAAUGGGUUCAGAACAUUCAGAAAGUAAGAAAUUAUUGGCUUCAGUUAAUAGACAAAAUUUAUAGAGUUUGCCUCAAGAAUGAGUUCUGGAUUAUUUUUCCUCCAGAUGUUUCCUGCGAUCCCUCCAUACAUGCUCCAGCCUCAGUUCGGAAUGCCCAACGCUCCGGCUCAGCUCCCUCAGCAGUUCCCCUUCCAGCCUUACGGGGCAAUGCCCUUCAUGCCCCCUGUGAAUCGCCAGGUUGUGCCUCAGCAGCAGGCAGCGGGGCAAAUGAACCCGGGGGGAAACGGGCAGCAGCCGCAGGGGGACAUGCCCUCCGGCCCAGCGCCACGCUUCAGGCGUGCUCUCCGGUGGAGAACGCAGGACAAUUCAGUCGCUCAGGCCAGCCCGAGCCCGACUACACCUGAGCAGCCUGAUGAGUGAAUCCUCCUGACUUUACUGCACAGUUACACGUCUGAGGUGCGUCUUUAUCUCACCUGAAAUAGCCUGCACACUUCACUUUCAGUUAGAUGGAGAGAAAAAGAAGUUGACUUUGAUGUGUUCAUUCUUUCUUUCUCUGUUGUUUACAGGCUU
Messenger RNA from Ictalurus furcatus (blue catfish), 630 nucleotides. RefSeq names its product protein enabled-like. Lineage: Eukaryota; Metazoa; Chordata; Actinopteri; Siluriformes; Ictaluridae. Bases 139 to 480 code for a protein of 113 amino acids. The record is from RefSeq and is a predicted model, not a curated record. The transcript is spliced from 5 exons.